GGCGGGGUCUGAUGGAUUUCAAGAAGGAGUCAGAGAUCAGCUUAAGGGCAAAGGCUGGAAGCAGAGCGAACUGGGAGCAGAACACACAGAGCGAUGGAGCGAGAGAUCCCCGCCCUGGGCUGGGCCGUGGCUGCCAUCCUGAUGCUGCAGAUGGCCAUGGCGGAGCCCUCCCUGGGAACUCUGCACAGGAACGCAGGGGUGUUUUCAGACCUAAGCAACCAAGAGCUGAAAGCAGUGCACAGCUUCCUCUGGUCCAAGAAGGAGCUGAGGCUGCAGCCCUCUAGGGCCCCCACCGUGACCAAGAACACUGUGUUCCUCAUUGAGAUGCUGCUGCCCAAGAAGCACCAUGUGGUGAGGUUUCUGGAUAAAGGUGAAAGGCAUCCUGUGCGGGAAGCCCGUGCUGUCAUCUUCUUUGGUGACCAGGAGCACCCGAAUAUCACUGAGUUUGCUGUGGGACCCCUGCCAGGGCCCCGCUACAUGCGAGCACUGUCCCCCAGGCCUGGGCACCAGUCCUCCUGGGCAUCGAGGCCCGUGUCCACAGCAGAGUAUGCCCUCCUCUACCACACCGUGCAGGAAGCCACCAAGCCCCUGCACCAGUUCUUCCUCAAUACCACAGGCUUCUCAUUCCAAGAUUGCCAUGACAGAUGCCUGGCCUUCACCGACGUGGGCCCCCGGGGCUUGGCUUCUGGCCAGCGCCGCAGUUGGCUUCUCAUACAGCGCUACGUAGAAGGCUACUUUCUGCACCCCACUGGGCUGGAGCUCCUCGUGGAUCACGGGAGCACAGAUGCCCGGCACUGGGCCGUGGAGCAGGUGUGGUACAACGGGAAGUACUAUGGGAGCCCAGAGGAACUGGCUCGGAAGUAUGCAGAUGGAGAGGUGGACGUGGUGGUCCUGGAGGACCCACUGCCUGGGGGCAAGGGGCAUGAGAGCACAGAGGAGCCGCCCCUCUUCUCCUCCUACAAGCCCCGCGGGGACUUCCCCAGCCCCAUCCAUGUGAGCGGCCCCCGCUUUGUCCAACCCCACGGCCCUCGCUUCAGGCUGGAGGGCAAUGCUGUGCUCUAUGGGGGUUGGAGCUUUGCCUUCCGGCUGCGCUCCUCCUCCGGGCUGCAGGUCCUGAACGUGCAGUUUGGUGGAGAGCGCAUUGCCUAUGAGGUCAGCGUGCAAGAGGCAGUGGCCCUGUAUGGAGGACACACACCUGUAGGCAUGCAGACCAAGUACCUCGAUGUGAGCUGGGGCCUGGGCAGCGUCACUCAUGAGUUAGCCCCCGGCAUCGACUGCCCGGAGACCGCCACCUACCUGGACACCUUCCACUACUAUGACACCGAUGACCCGGUCCAUUAUCCCCGAGCCCUCUGCCUCUUUGAAAUGCCCACAGGGGUGCCCCUUCGGCGGCACUUUAAUUCCAACUUUAAAGGUGGCUUCAACUUCUAUGCAGGGCUGAAGGGCCAGGUGCUGGUGCUGCGGACAACUUCCACCGUCUACAAUUAUGAUUACAUUUGGGACUUCAUCUUCUACCCCAACGGGGUGAUGGAGGCCAAGAUGCAUGCCACUGGCUUCGUCUUCGCCACCUUCUACACUCCUGAGGGGCUGCGCCACGGCACUCGCCUGCACACCCACCUGAUUGGAAACGUACACACUCACUUGGUGCACUACCGUGUCGACCUGGAUGUAGCAGGCACCAAGAACAGCUUCCAGACACUGCAGAUGAAGCUAGAAAAUAUCACCAACCCCUGGAGCCCGAGACACCGCAUCGUCCAGCCGACCGUGGAGCAGACACGGUACUCCCGGGAGCGCCAGGCAGCCUUCCGCUUCAAAAGGAAGCUGCCCAGGUACCUGCUCUUUACCAGCCCCCAGGAGAACCCCUGGGGCCACAAGCGCAGCUACCGCCUGCAGAUCCACUCCAUGGCUGACCAGGUGCUGCCCCCAGGCUGGCAGGAGGAACAGGCCAUCACCUGGGCAAGGUACCCCCUGGCAGUGACCAAGUACCGGGAGUCCGAGCUGCGCAGCAGCAGCAUCUACCACCAGAACGACCCCUGGGACCCGCCCGUGGUCUUUGAGAAAUUUCUUCACAACAAUGAGAACAUUGAAAAUGAGGACCUGGUGGCCUGGGUGACGGUGGGCUUCCUGCACAUCCCCCACUCGGAGGACAUUCCCAACACAGCCACACCUGGGAACUCCGUGGGCUUCCUGCUCCGGCCAUUCAACUUCUUCCCAGAGGACCCCUCGCUGGCAUCCAGAGACACUGUGAUCGUGUGGCCUCGGGACAACGGCCCCAACUACGUCCAGCGCUGGAUCCCUGAGGACAGGGACUGCUUGAUGCCUCCCCCUUUUAGCUACAAUGGGACCUACAGACCCGUGUGACCAGCCCCUGCCCCCAGUUCCUCCCAAGAAGCCCAGGAGCCUGGCUGGGGCAGACAAUAAACCUUCAGAGCUUCA
Messenger RNA from Rhinopithecus roxellana (golden snub-nosed monkey), 2436 nucleotides. It is a transcript of the gene AOC1, whose product is annotated as amine oxidase copper containing 1. Gene Ontology annotation, cellular component: plasma membrane. The transcript has 5 exons. NCBI's taxonomy places the organism in Eukaryota, Metazoa, Chordata, Mammalia, Primates, Cercopithecidae. The coding region runs from base 94 to 2361 and encodes 755 amino acids. The record is from RefSeq and is a predicted model, not a curated record. Gene Ontology annotation, biological process: amine metabolic process; response to antibiotic. Gene Ontology annotation, molecular function: primary methylamine oxidase activity; diamine oxidase activity; quinone binding.